AUGGACAAGAAAUUCAAACAUUCGGACAUAUUUCCUAGCAACCCCAUGCUCAUGUGCAUUUGCGGAUCUUCGGGUUGUGGAAAGACUUACCUCACUUUUAACAUGUUGACAACACCGAACAUUUUAGAUUUCGAGUCUCUGUGUAUUUACACGACUACUCCCGAACAAUCCUAUUAUCAGUUUCUCAAAGCUUUGGAAUACGUCUCGAGAGAAGACGUUCAAGACAUUUUUCACUACUACGAAAGCAACGAAGACUUGCAAGAGAAGGCGGAAAUAAAAGACAUUUUAGACGGCUUUAUCAAAGAAAAGAAUCCUUCUCUGAAACCGACCGACGUUAAAGUGUUUCUGACUAAAAACGUCAACGAUUUAAACUUGUCUAAAAACGACAACCACCGAAAGAACUUGAUUGUCUUUGACGACUGCGUGGCAAGAGUUCUUCACGAAAGGAAGACAUCACAACUGUCACUGCAUAUACCAAUCCCAAUCUUUCUACGCCAUGUUUAUCAGAAAGAACGCAAAGUGUUUUUUAUUAUUCGAAUUAAACGACAAAGAUUUAUCUCAAAUCAUUCAGACUAUAAAUCACGGAAUGGACAGAAACACAUCAACGAUAACCUAUCCGAAUACGCAGGAAGCGUGAGCGGUAAAAACAAUAUCGAAUUCGAAGAAGUGGAGACGAGAAUAUUCAACUCUUUGACCAAAGACAUCGAAAUUGCUUUUCUUCGUCGUAACAAGGUAAAAAAAGUGCAUAUAACCCAAAUGAUUAUCGAUAAAUACAAUGCUGAUGGGGCCGCUGGGAUAGCCAAAGCUGUCAACAAUAAGAAAGCUGACGCCGUUGCAAACGCCGAAGCAUGUAGACACAAUUUGGCAAUGGAAAGAGUAACACGAGGAGGUUCGGGAGUAGGGGAUAUAUUAGGGACGGUUAAGAAUUCGGACAAAGAUUUGGCGAAGAAACCAAGAAAACCGUUAAAGAGGGAUUAA
Lottia gigantea (owl limpet) is the source of this 978-nucleotide messenger RNA. RefSeq lists its product as hypothetical. The record is from RefSeq and is a predicted model, not a curated record. NCBI's taxonomy places the organism in Eukaryota, Metazoa, Mollusca, Gastropoda, Lottiidae. The transcript is spliced from 3 exons. The coding region runs from base 1 to 978 and encodes 325 amino acids.